Messenger RNA from Pleurotus ostreatus (oyster mushroom), 642 nucleotides. RefSeq lists its product as uncharacterized. The record is from RefSeq and is a predicted model, not a curated record. The coding region runs from base 1 to 642 and encodes 213 amino acids. The transcript is spliced from 7 exons. Lineage: Eukaryota; Fungi; Basidiomycota; Agaricomycetes; Agaricales; Pleurotaceae.
AUGGCCCUAAGCUUUCUCGCCCGCAAGCCCAAGCUUCUUCCCGUCGAGAGAGACGCAGACGGCACCUGGGUGUUCUUCGACGGAACGAAACGCAUAUCGGACUUGUCGAUCAGUGGAAAUGGCUACACGUCGCGCCAUAUGUUUGCCAAAGACAGCCCAUACACAGGCGCGGGGCGGGCGUCGGUCGUCACCCCGCCCUACCACUACCAUAUCUACCAGACGGAGAUAUUCGAACCGAAACAAGGUGUCAUGUGCUACCUGCUGGAAGGGAAGGAGUAUAAGGCGAGAGUGGGAGACGUGGUGACUGUGCAACCGGGGCAGAAACAUACGUUCUGGUCGGAUCAAGACGCGGAGGAAGGCCUGCACGUCGAUAUCACCGUGCGCGGCGGGGGCGAUCGCAAAGGACUGGACGAGGCGUUCUUCCACAACCUCUUCGGAUACAUGGACUCGCUCAGACAGCAAGGCCAGUCGCCCAGUAUCUUCCAGAUGCUUGCGUUCAUGGACUCUGCGGAUGUCGUGCUUGCGGACAUCCCGUUCGGGCUGGGGAGGCUUGUGAAUGUUGUCGUUGGGCGCUGGAUUGGACGGUAUCUCCUUGGUUAUCAGCCGUCGUACAAAAUCUACAACGAGGGUGUGACCCAGUAA